UUCCAAGCCGGAUUUCUAAAAGGGGGACUGACUGACAAAAAAAAUAGACAACACCGGAAUGAGGAAAUUGACGAAGCAAACCACGUGCAAAACAAAGUUGUUCAUUGCUGAUAACUACAGAGCCUGGUGAACCGCAGGUCAGUCCUCUCAAGUCUUACAGGAGACCACUUGUGUCUUGCCUCUUACAGCAACAGACCGCGCAUAAGGACGGCACCCAUCUUCCACCAGCUCUCGGCAAAUUCCCUGCAUCAAGUGAUGUCUUUUCUACUCCUCACAGUGCUGUCCUCACUUAUAGUGCGCGAUGCUGAGACUUGGAGCGCCAAUGCAAAGUAUGCGGUGAACUGCCCCGACAGAUGCAUCACGGAGCGGUGCAGCGGGACGCAGCGGUGCACAAGGACGGUCCUGGAUGACUGCGGCUGUUGCCAGGUGUGCGCAGCAGGCAGAGGAGAGCACUGCUACCGCACUGUGUCGGGGAUGCAUGGGGUGAAGUGCGGACCUGGGUUAUUCUGCGAGUUCUACAAGGAUGAAGACGAUUAUGGAGACGAAUACGGAAUCUGCAAAGACUGUCCAUACGGAACCUAUGGGGUUGAGUGUCGUAAGACAUGCAACUGUAAAGGGGGCAUCUGUGACAGGGAGACUGGAGCUUGUCUCACCCUUUCAUUCUUUGCCAAAAUCGCCAGCAAGCUUAAGGCUGAACCACAAACAGGAGGUGAUGUGGGAUCUGGAGAAGUGAACUCUGCACAGAGCACAGACCAGCGCACAGGCAGAUCUUCAACUCCAAAGAAGCUCAAUCCUCGCUGACAACUGCUUUAAAAAAAAGCUGUUCAGUGUAAAUGUAGCAUUAACUUAUAAAUUAACUGAAAACUAUAUUUUAUUAUGUUAAAAGAUUUUAAACAAAGAAACAUUUUUAACAGCUGUUAUAAAAUUUAUUUUGUUUGUUUGGUUCUUGUUUAGCACCAUCAUCUUUAUGUUAUUCUGUUUAAAUGUUCUUUGUUCUUAUAUUUCUGGACAGUUUCAGCUUGCUUUAAUGUCUUCAUGUGCCUUCAUAUUGUGCUGAAUGAGAUUAAAUGCAAAAGGACCUUAAAUGCAUCUGGCAUUGACCCCUUUUAAUUCCAAAUAAUGAUCUUUUUGUACUGCACAAGUGAACAGCCAACAAGGACAAUGCAGACAAUAUCAUGUAUGGCACACCAGCCCAUGUAGAGAAUGCUCUUGCAAUAAAGCCAAAAUUUUCACUGA
This is a messenger RNA of Melanotaenia boesemani (Boeseman's rainbowfish), 1236 nucleotides long. RefSeq names its product endothelial cell-specific molecule 1 (gene esm1). Gene Ontology annotation, cellular component: extracellular region. Lineage: Eukaryota; Metazoa; Chordata; Actinopteri; Atheriniformes; Melanotaeniidae. The transcript is spliced from 3 exons. Bases 256 to 801 code for a protein of 181 amino acids. The record is from RefSeq and is a predicted model, not a curated record.